Messenger RNA from Diutina rugosa, 1041 nucleotides. RefSeq names its product DNA-binding transcription repressor (gene ASH1). Gene Ontology annotation, molecular function: sequence-specific DNA binding; zinc ion binding. The transcript has a single exon. Gene Ontology annotation, biological process: regulation of DNA-templated transcription. Lineage: Eukaryota; Fungi; Ascomycota; Pichiomycetes; Serinales; Debaryomycetaceae. The record is from RefSeq and is a predicted model, not a curated record. The coding region runs from base 1 to 1041 and encodes 346 amino acids.
AUGUCUCACAGAAGACGGCAGCAAGUGCGGCUUCCUCCGAUUGCGUCGGCUCUUAGCUCAGCACCAAUCACACCAAGAGCCCCAAUCAAACUCAAACCCAUCACACCUACUGUGAGUUUGGAUUACUUUGACACUUACAAACCCAACGAUGAACAAUGGCGAUGUGGAAUCUUGGAUUCGAUUAAGGGUGAUGAGAAGCCACUUCCAAACAGGGACACCUCUGUAUUGAAGCCAAAGUUUGAUCUGCGUAUUCUGCUGAAAUUGACAAUGCUCCAUCCAAGCACUUCCCACACUCCAUACGUUGAAGCUCGUAAGAUCAAUUUUCCAUACGAGCUGAACUAUACGUAUUUAAACGGACUGUACCUCAAAGACGUCGAGAAUUUUCCAGAGUGGCGAGAAGCGGCGCAGCUGCUAAUUCAGUUGUCACAGCCCCAACAACAUCCCGUCGUUGCGUCUUCACAACCAUUAUCGGCAACUUCAGUUGGUGCCUCACUGCCUCUGAUGUACACCCUUACCGGGUACACCCAUACUUCAACAUCACAAGGGCACUCGCAACAGAACUAUCACAUGUAUUCCACACCACUCGCAUCUGCAGCGCCCGCUCCAGCAAUGGCGCCAAUGGCUACUGCAUCUCAACCAAUUGUUGCGACUUCUAUGACUCCUCAUACAAACUAUGCUUCAGAGGUUGAAUCCAAGCUGCACAAGUUCAUUCCUAUAACACCUCCUACAAAGACGAAACCGCGUGUGGAGCUGACGCGACUGCCACCCAAGCAUCUGUUGCACCGCGUUUGUAUCCUGUGUGGACUGGAUCAACUGCCAUGCUGGCGGCCUUCUUGGCUGAUCAAAGAAGGUCAGUUAUGCAAUCUGUGUGGGCUUCGUUACAAGAAAACACUGGCAAGAUGUCUUAACGUGCAGUGUAAAAAAAUUCCAGCCAAAGGUGAAUGGCUGUUAAUGCAAGGUAAGGGUAAGGUACAGUUUGAGGAUGGGAUUGAAGGGUACUCCUGCCUAGAGUGUGGUUGGCGAGUCGAGGUCAAGAAAUGA